GGAGGGUUUCCAGUCUGAAGUCAGCUAAUCGGCCGGCUGCUCGUCACCUGUUGGGAGUCUGAGCCACGGAUUUAAAAUAGAAUGAGCCGCGCCGACAAGAAGGACGAACCUGCAGUUUACCAACGGGUCGUGUUGAAGAACGCCUCGCCGUACCACUACUUGAAGUGUGCUGGAGGACGAGUCUACCAGACUGAGUGCAGUUGAACUGAAGCAGUUCAUCAUCACAGGCCUGAACAGCCUGUAUGGAGAGGUGGGAGCAGCGUUGACCUUUGACCUGUUGAAGUACGAUGAAGACACCCUCACUGCUCUCCUGCGUGUUUACAGCAAGGGUUUGGUGAAGCUGUGGAGCUCCCUGACUCUGCUGGGCUCCUACCAGAACCAGGCCUGUGCCUUCAGAGUGCUGCAGGUUUCACCGUUCCUGCUCGCGCUGACAGGAAACAGCCGGGAGCUGCAGCUGGACUGAAGGGCGAUGAGAAUCUUCCGGAUGACUUUGACGUGGAGCAGUCUCUUUAAUAAACGGCGGCUGUGCCUCUCCCCUCCCUCCUGCCGGCUGCUCCACGUCGGCCAGCGGGCCUCCCUCACCAAAGCCUUCUCCUCCCGCGACGUGGAGCUGUUCGCCGAGCUGACGGGCGACACCAACCCGCUCCACCUGGACCCGGCCUACGCCAGCACCACCUCCUUUGAGACGCCCAUCGUCCACGGCGUCCUCAUCAACGGCCUGAUCUCCGCCGUGCUCGGCACCAGGAUGCCCGGCCGCGGCUGCAUCUUCCUGUACCAGGAGAUCCGCUUCCCGGCGCCGCUCUACAUCGGCGAGGAGGUGACGGCCGAAGCCGAGGUCCGCAAGAUCAAGAUGUCGUUCGCCUUCAUCGCCGUGACGUGCUCCGUCCAGGACAAGGUGGUGAUGGAGGGGGAGGUGAUGGUGAUGAUGCCCGAGGAACAGCAGCAGAAGGAGUGAGAGAAGGAGGGGAGGACGAUUUGACAGUUGCAGUGAUUUCAAAAUGGUCGCUGCAGCACCAGUGUGUAGCUCGGCAUCUCCCGAUGAUUUGAUGGACUUCGCUCCACGUCGGCUUCAUACUGUGAUUUUUGUUGUUUUUUGAUCAUGUCGUUAAAGGCUGGCGACGAGAAGGGUGUCGGGACAGAGCAGCUACCGGAGAGGUAGAGAGAUUUAUUGUGUAGAUGUUUUAAUUUGUCAGAUCUGCUCUGUAUUUUGUUUAAUGUGAAAUAUUGUUGAAUAAAAACUUGAGAAAAUCA
Etheostoma spectabile (orangethroat darter) is the source of this 1251-nucleotide messenger RNA. RefSeq names its product ribonuclease P/MRP 14 subunit (gene rpp14). The transcript is spliced from 5 exons. The record is from RefSeq and is a predicted model, not a curated record. Gene Ontology annotation, cellular component: mitochondrion; nucleolus; multimeric ribonuclease P complex. Bases 470 to 955 code for a protein of 161 amino acids. Gene Ontology annotation, molecular function: ribonuclease P RNA binding; (3R)-hydroxyacyl-[acyl-carrier-protein] dehydratase activity. Lineage: Eukaryota; Metazoa; Chordata; Actinopteri; Perciformes; Percidae. Gene Ontology annotation, biological process: tRNA 5'-leader removal; fatty acid biosynthetic process.